Messenger RNA from Poecile atricapillus (Black-capped chickadee), 1910 nucleotides. RefSeq names its product vesicular glutamate transporter 3. Bases 28 to 1833 code for a protein of 601 amino acids. Gene Ontology annotation, cellular component: synaptic vesicle membrane; excitatory synapse. The transcript is spliced from 12 exons. Lineage: Eukaryota; Metazoa; Chordata; Aves; Passeriformes; Paridae. Gene Ontology annotation, biological process: monoatomic anion transport; regulation of synapse structure or activity; synaptic transmission, glutamatergic. Gene Ontology annotation, molecular function: L-glutamate transmembrane transporter activity; neurotransmitter transmembrane transporter activity. The record is from RefSeq and is a predicted model, not a curated record.
CAUUGGGAAAUAUGACAGCAGAAGUGAAUGCUCCUUAACAUAAGGGAUUUACUGAAGAAGAAAGACAAAAUGCCUUUCAAAGGGCUUGGUUCAUUGAAAGAAAGAUUUUUUAACCCAGGAAAGGAAGAGGUGAAGAACACCAUUAGUGACUCGCUGGGGAAUCUGAGAAGGAAGAUUGAUGGCACCAACGUGGAGGAGGAGCCCCUUGAGCUGACUACAGAGGGGCGGCCGGUGCCGGCGAGCAGCCGCCGGCCAGCGCUGUGCGAGUGCUACUGCUGCGGCCUGCCCAAGCGCUACAUCAUCGCCAUCAUGAGCGGCCUGGGCUUCUGCAUCUCCUUCGGCAUCAGGUGCAACCUGGGCGUGGCCAUCGUGGAGAUGGUCAACAACAACACUGUCUAUGUCGAUGGAAAGCCAGAGCUGCGGACAGCCCAGUUCAACUGGGAUCCAGAGACUGUAGGACUCAUUCAUGGCUCUUUUUUCUGGGGUUACAUUGUGACACAAAUUCCAGGAGGGUUCAUCUCAAACAAAUUGGCUGCUAACAGGGUAUUUGGGGCAGCUAUCUUUCUAACAUCUACACUGAACAUGAUCAUCCCUUCUGCAGCAAGAGUGCAUUAUGGCUGUGUGAUGUUUGUCAGGAUUCUUCAAGGUUUGGUGGAGGGCGUCACGUACCCAGCCUGCCAUGGGAUGUGGAGUAAGUGGGCCCCGCCGCUGGAGAGAAGCAGGUUGGCUACCACUUCGUUCUGUGGGUCAUAUGCAGGUGCGGUGGUGGCCAUGCCCCUGGCAGGUGUGCUGGUACAGUAUAUAGGAUGGUCAUCAGUCUUUUAUAUUUACGGAAUGUUUGGGAUUGUUUGGUACGUGUUUUGGCUGCUUCACGCCUAUGAGAGCCCUGCUGCCCAUCCAACAAUAACCAGUGAAGAAAGGACAUAUAUAGAAACAAGUAUAGGAGAAGGAGCCAACCUAGCUAAUUCAAGUAAAUUUAGUACUCCCUGGAAGAGAUUUUUCACUUCAAUGCCAGUUUAUGCAAUCAUUGUGGCAAAUUUCUGCAGAAGCUGGACCUUCUAUUUGCUCCUUAUAAGUCAGCCUGCUUACUUUGAAGAAGUCUUUGGAUUUGCAAUAAGCAAGGUUGGCCUUUUGUCAGCAGUUCCUCACAUGGUCAUGACAAUCAUUGUGCCCAUCGGAGGGCAGCUAGCUGACUUCUUACGGAGCAGGAAGAUCUUAACCACUACCACUGUAAGGAAGGUCAUGAACUGUGGAGGCUUUGGAAUGGAAGCAACCUUGCUUUUGGUGGUUGGUUAUUCUCACACAAAAGGUGUGGCUAUUUCCUUUCUGGUGUUAGCAGUAGGCUUCAGUGGCUUUGCAAUUUCAGGGUUCAAUGUGAAUCACUUGGACAUAGCCCCUCGUUAUGCCAGCAUUCUGAUGGGGAUCUCCAACGGCGUGGGGACGCUGUCAGGAAUGGUGUGCCCACUCAUUGUUGGUGCAAUGACAAAACAUAAGACCCGUGAAGAGUGGCAGAACGUCUUUCUGAUUGCAGCCCUGGUGCAUUACAGUGGUGUGAUAUUCUAUGCUAUCUUUGCUUCUGGGGAGAAGCAGGAAUGGGCUGACCCCGAAAACCUCAGUGAAGAGAAAUGUGGCAUAAUUGAUCAGGAUGAACUGGCUGAAGAAACAGAGAUGAACAAUGAAACUUUUGUAAGUCCAAAGAAAACGUAUGGUGCUACCAGUCAAAACAGUGAAGUACAGAGAAGGGAAUGGAGGAAGAAAAAGCAAGUAACUCAAGACAUCGAGGAACAGACUUCUUACCAUUAUGAAAAUGGAAAUUUUCAAGAUUUGUCUUAAUACUUGAAACUGUAAGAUUUGUAUAGCUACUCCCAUGACUCCUACCAUCUGCCCCAAAUCAACAAGUAUCCAUACUU